Cloeon dipterum is the source of this 4147-nucleotide messenger RNA. RefSeq lists its product as uncharacterized. Lineage: Eukaryota; Metazoa; Arthropoda; Insecta; Ephemeroptera; Baetidae. The record is from RefSeq and is a predicted model, not a curated record. The coding region runs from base 708 to 3026 and encodes 772 amino acids. The transcript has 8 exons.
AGCGAGAACAUGCCUGUCGGCGUCAGUGGCGAGUCGGUGCUGCUGCUGGUCGCACACCCUGCCUAGGGUCGUCCGCCCGCCGCCCGCUCCUCGCUUCGCUUGCUUCGUUCCUCUCGCGUCUCACGGACUAUUUUGCAGACGCAAUCCCUUCAGUGACACGCAGCACCUGCCGCCGGCGCUCCUCGCUCGGCCCUCGUCACCCAGGAAUAAAGGCGUCUCGCGAGUGUAAGCGGCUUUGCGGGGUGGAGGCAGUCGCUGCAUGAGUGCUCUCCUCAAGGCUCAUCCUUCUUAAGGUUGGAAGCUGCCGCGUUUCCCUUCAAAUCGGAGCAGCUCGAUACAGUGUUCUCCCUGUCGCAUCGGAAGAAGGGCGCGCGUCCAGUUGGUAUAGCAGCUCCACCCUGCCGUCCGCUGCGAUAUUGCACGAGAAGUCGGCGGGCGCUAACUGCCUCACCACAAACUUGGACCGCCGGCCGGCCAGCCGGCCGACUUUGGAGCGCGCGCGAGAGCAUUUUGGCCGCAGCCUCUGGAUCUGACUGUUCUUGAAUCGUCACAAGUGCAAGAUUCCGAUCACGCCAGCAGCAGGUACCCAGCGCUGCAGACGCCACAUCAGCGGCCAUAUUGAGGCGGCAUCUGCCGCUCCGCAACCAACCCCACGGCCCCCGUCGCGCCCCUAUGACCGACUCUUUUCUCUGAGGCAUGCGACCGAAAUGAUGUGGUGGGUGUGGUUGUUCUGCACCGUGUCCGCGGGCUCGACCAGCCUGAUCAACCCGAACGCCAACACCCGACCUGGCGGAGGCUUCGGACGCGGCAACUCGUUCGAGCAGGACCUGGCCGCCGUGUUCAACAGGGUGGCGCAUGGCAGCACCGCGGCCCCGGUCAACACGACGGCCGCCCCGGUGGUCACCACCCCCUCACCGCCCCCGACCCCGCAGGCCGCGAGCACCGCGAUUCCGUCCCUACAGUCCCUAGUGCCGGACCCGCCGGACUUCGUGAACAGACCCCGCUUCAAGCCGCCGCUGCCCCCCGAAUACAACAACCCUUUCGCCGACAAGGGCAUCCUGCGGGGCAGCCAGUCGGAAGGGCCGGCGACCGGCAGCGGUCGGCGCCAGAACCUGCCCCCGAAGCCCCAGAUCCCCCUGCCGGACAUCCAGCAACGCAUUCCGUACCGUCCACCGGACCUGCCGCCUCAGGUGGACCGGAAGAAACCUCUGAACACGCCCUCCAACCCCGACCCGACCGCCAACGACGUCACGAGAAUAAACGACACGGACCCGUCCGAGUCGCCGUCGGUGCCGGUGCUGCAGGUUCCCAUCAUCACGCGCAUCAUGUCCGAGCACCAGACGCCCCAGGAAGACCGUCCCGCGGACAACAAGAGCCAGCCGAAAGUGAGCAACAGCAGUUCGUCGCGCGUGUCGCUCGACGACGUCAACAAAGACUCGAUGAUCGACAUCAAGUCGCAGCCGACCACCUCGCGGCCGGCGAACAAGGACGAGUCCCCCAAGGUGGUGACGGAGCAGCCGCCGCGAGAGGCCCCCGAGAGCUGGCCGCAGCAGAUCGGCCUGCUGGCCUGGGACAUCGUGGUGUACACGCUGGCCAGUCUGUUCGCCCUGCUGGCGCUGUACACGUUCCUCGUGAGUCCGUUCCGCGCCACCGACAGCCUGAUCAGCCACGGCUCGUACUGCUUCCUGCACCUGUUCCUCUUCGUAAUCGGCGUCUCGAGGAGCGCCUUCCUCUUCUACGACGCGUACAACCUGCGCGGCACGUUCAUCCCCAUCCUGGAGUCGAUCGCGCUGGACAUGGCGUUCCCGUGCCUCUUCGCCGCGUUCGCCAUCCUCUUCUUCAGCAUCGCCCGCAUGACCAAGGUGCAGCUGUGCCACUCGACCUUCCAGAGCGCCACCUUCCUCUCGCUGAUCGUCGUGCUGAACAUGCUGCUGUUCGGCCUGCUCGAGUGGACCGCGCAGAUCCUCGACCUGAUCGAGUUCCUGGUGAGCGCGCUGCGCGCCCUGCCGCUGCUCAGCCUGCUGAUCGCGGCGCUGAGCUUCGUGAUCGCGUUCCGCUGCAUCUACCGCGCCGCCCGCCGGCUGCAGGGUGACGUGCUGCGCGCCAACUUCGCCAAGAUGGGCGCCAUGCCGCGUCGGCCGCAACUCAAGCUCGCCGCCAGACUGAUCCUCGCCGCCGCGCUGCUCAUCCUGGUGCUGUGCCCCGUGCACGCGUACGUGCUCUUCAGCGAGCGCGACCUGGUCUUCUGGUGCUGCCAGCUGGCGGCGCGCGUGCUCGAACUGUGCGUGGCCUGCCUGCUGGCCGCCGUGGCCUGGCUGCGGCGCUCCGAGGUGCCCAACAACCGCGGCCGGCUGUGCUGCUGCUGCUUCGGCAGCUCGGACAGCAAGUCGGUGGACGACCUGUUCCCGGCCAUCUGCAGCAAGAACAACGCCAUCCACAACUACAGCCUGCACACCGGCAAGGCGGUGUACGAGCACGCCAACACGCUCAAGCCCAUCUACCCGCGGCCGACGCCGACCUCGACGACGGCGGCCAGCGCCAGCCUGAAGCGGCCGCCCAAGAGCGGCACCAUGCCCAGUCAGCGGCAGCAGCACCGCUCGUCGCAGCACAUCGCCAAGCCCUCCGACCCGAUGCUGUUCCCCGACGAGCUGCACUAUCGGCCCAAAGAGCACGACGCGGCGCCCCAGAGCCGCACCAUGGCCAGGCACGAGGCGCUGACGGCGUUCAACCUCUCGGAGGACUGCUACCAGGUGAACAACCGGCGGUCGGACAGCCUCGGCGACGUGCGGGACGGCCGCGGCAGACGGCUGCCGCGAGGCAAGGCCCACCACCAGUCCGCCAGGCACUGCUACCAGAAGAGUCUGCUCGACCCGCCGGACUCGCCGUCCAACCUGAGCUCCUACUCGGGCGGCAGCAGCAGCGACCUCUCCGAGUCGGAUCUCACCUCGGGAGGCUACGAGAGAGUCAGGGUGGCCAACCACAACAGGAAAAACGUCAGGGCCGCACGAUACCAGACGGCGAGUUGAAAAUGCAGCCGAGCUGGACGAUUCCCAAUAAGUGACUGUUGAUAUGUGGCUGGCCAAUUUAUACUCUUUACAAAAAAAAUAAAUAAUAUAUAAUGCGAAUUAAUACGGAAAUCAGCGACGUUCAACCCGUGAGAUGAAAUUUAAAGGUCCAAGAGACACGUGUACGUUUUAAUAAGCCGCGACGACUGAUGCAUUUGUGCUUGCUGAGAUGUGUAGAAUAUCGAAUCAUUAAAUGCACUUAAAGGAAGAGGGGCGUCGGCGUAAUUUAUAACAAUUAAUGCGUGAAGUGAGUUGGCAAGGUUUUAAUAUCUCUUUUGUAUGUGCAUUGCAAUCUGUGAGAGCGAGAGUACAGUACGGUACACACAAAACUGAAAGAAUUGAUAUAUAAAUAUAUUUGUUUAUUUAUCGACGUGAGAGUCGCGCGUCGGGCGGAUGUGUUGCUAGCAAGAAGAAAUACUGUACUGAAACUGUUGAAAGUAUGCAAGAGUGAAUGAGUUGAUUUAAUGAGUAAUUAAACGAAAAACCAAAGACAGUUUUAGAGGAGGCAGUUUGGCUGAGUUAUUGUCUCAAAUUAAAAUACACAAGAUCUGAUCUAUUUCGGUAGAAGUAUGUAUAUUAUUACAUUGCGGUCAUUUCUCGCUGUUCCUUAUCAACAUGCUCGUUUACUUAAUGAAAAUAAAAAAGCUGUAUUUAAACAAAUGUCAUCUCACACACUGAACUUAACGAAUGUCACUGCGAAAAUACAUGUAACACCAUUCUGAUUUCACGUAAUUUUGCAAUUGCUUAAAUUUGAAGCUUCUUUAUUUAUAUAAGAAAAUCGUUUUUAAGUUCGAUUUUGGGUGAGCAAUGAUUAUUUGUUCAAUACACAUCGUGAAAUAUCAAUGAUAAACUUUUGUGAUACUUGAUUUUGGAGUCUCUAGAAAAUGUAAAGACAAAAAGCAGCAUCAAUAUGGUUCACGAGACCUUAAAUAAUGCGUUCUCUGUAAAAUAUAUAAUUGUAAAAAUCAUUAUCGAUGUCAAAAUGAUUGAAACGUUGUAUUGCAUUUUGAAAAGAUGAGAAAAUGUAUAUCACACACAAUGGAGAAAAUAAAUAAAUUAAUCAUAUGUAAUUUGUGGUUUAA